Molecule: messenger RNA, 492 nt
Organism: Rhagoletis zephyria (snowberry fruit fly)
Lineage: Eukaryota; Metazoa; Arthropoda; Insecta; Diptera; Tephritidae
Source: RefSeq, a predicted model, not a curated record
AUGGAGUAUCCUGUGCUAAUCAAACCGCAUCCAUUUCCAGUUCCAUUACCUGACGAUGCUCCAAACUUUCAAAGCACUGCUGAAAACUCUAAGCAAAAGAGAAGUUUUAUUUUUUACGACGACUUAACAAUUAGAAAUAUACCAAAUGAUAAUGACUACAAUUUUGACGCCAUUGAAUAUUCGAAGUCGGCAACUGCUGCAAAAUCUAGAAACAUAGAUGAAGACAUAAGGCCUUGCUCUUCUUGUGGUGGUAAGAAUAAGAAGCCUCAGGGUAAAACUGAUAGCAAUGUAAUACCUAGGAACAAUGAAUGCAACUGUGGUGAACAUCAAAGCGAAUGCGUAUGUGCUGGAAAAAAGAUUCCUCGUUCAAUUGCUAACACCUGGUACUCGGUAUUCAACAUAAGUGCGCCCCUGCCAUUCUUAAUAACGAAAUUGAGGCUAUACCGCAAGCGGAAGAAUACUUGGUUCAAAAUUGCACCAUCGAUAACGUAA